This is a messenger RNA of Colletes gigas, 1206 nucleotides long. RefSeq lists its product as uncharacterized. Bases 1 to 1206 code for a protein of 401 amino acids. NCBI's taxonomy places the organism in Eukaryota, Metazoa, Arthropoda, Insecta, Hymenoptera, Colletidae. The transcript is spliced from 4 exons. The record is from RefSeq and is a predicted model, not a curated record.
AUGUCUCAGGUUUGCCCGUCCUCGUCUCAUCAGCUCGUCGCAGCCUCCAUUGCGUUUCAACGCGCUCGGUGUAAGUUCCCAAAAAAUUAUGGUCUUUAUGGUAACACCGAGGACACGCUGAAACUGGACAAGACGGAAUGUGUCAUGGCGGACGAGUCCUCGAACGACGAGAAUUUGUCGUUUGCGACGAAGAAAUGCCCAAAAUCGAGUCACGAAGAGGCUAAAACAACUUCGUGGAACGACGAUUCUAUAGAAAAUAGUUCGAAUUUACUCCAAAAACCAAUAAUCUGCAGUUGCUGUCGCAAACGCAACGAGCUUGCAAAAUCUAAUCAAUCGAUAAACAAGAUCAAAGAUCAAUGUAACGCUGGAGACACAGUCGACGUAAUUUCGAGUAAAAAAUACGAUGGAAUCGCGAAGAAAGACGAUCUUUCCAAGUCGAAGCAGCUAGAAAAUUGUGUGACAAAACUAAUGAAAAGUUUCAUGACAAAAUCGGGAAAUUCUAGCCCCCGCCAUACUUCAGUUUCCCAUUCACGAAGUCCGAAAGAAACUUCGAGCAAAUUGGAUUCCGUUAAUCUUCUUUACGACAGAGCCCAUGAUCAAGUCGAUAACGUUAAAAGCAGCAGCUCGUUCGAGAAACAGAGCAAGUUGAAAUUCUACGAAUCACAACCACUUCCUUGCUCAUCGAAGGAGAAACUAAGCCUCACAUCAGACACGUGUCUCUGUUCGUCAAAUUCUAAUAAACAAAUGAAUUGCUAUAACAAAGAUGGAGUUGCCUGUUGCCACGAUUGUUGUCUGAAAAGUUCAGAAAAGAUAUCGACCAUUCCUGAACAGAACGACGAGGAAUACGACGAUUCCAUGAUCACGAUUAAUCAUAAAGAUUCAUUAUGCCUCCUGGUGGAGAAGUACAAGGCCAGUAAAAAGUGCAAACACAAGAAAUAUCCCGACAAAGCAAAAUUCUCGGACAAAAAGGCCAAAGAGUUCGGUGAAUCGUUCGACUCAGAAACUAAUUAUCAAACGGAAGAAAAUGUAAUCACGAAAGAACGAGAAGAAUAUUUCAACAGCGAUAAAUGCAUGUAUCGAGAUAAUCGUACGUCACUGGGGAAAGCGUGCAGGGACGACUGCAAUCACUUAAAAAAUUUGAGAUCUCGUCUGGUGAAGACUGGCACUUGUACAAUGAAAAAUACACCUUGGAGACACUCAUUUUAA